GUGCGCAAGCGUUGAAUGUCAAUUUAUCAUCUCUGUCUUUUUCACAUAUCUCGUUUGCAAUUUUUUGUUUUUUUUUUUCUUUCUUUUGUUUUGGAGUAAAGCAGCAAUAUGAUGAAAAAGAGGGGAGGGGUGCCGUUGUGACUCCUCAACUAAAGGGGGAGUUGGAAUUGUGGCCUGAUGUGUAUUCUCUUCAACCAAGCGAGACACUGAAACUCAAUUGGAGGGGAUGAAAAAAGGGUGGUGAUACUGGGCGCCAGUCUUUCGACGUUUCUCGUUCUAUAAACAACGUUAUUUUAUUGUUGUUAUUUUUAACAGUUAAUGUGCUAAUAAUUGUGCUAAAAAAAAAUUAACAUAUUUAAUAAUUAUUUUAUUUUUAAAUCGAUAAAAAAACAAGUGUAAAAGUUUUUUGGAGCAAAGAGAAAAAAAGAAAUUAUUUUAUAGUGAUGUUUGUUUGAAAUUUACAAAAAAAAAAAAUAGAAAUAUUAACAAAAAUAUUGUGUGAAUUUAGUGUUAAAGUUUAAACAAUAUUUUAUUUAUAAUUAUUUAAUGAUUUUUCUUAUUUUUUGAGUGAAAAUUUUAUUAUUUCAGUGAAAAUUAUUGCUGAGGGAUUAAAAUUCAACUGUUUCAUUGGUUUAUUAAAAUGAUGUUGUGACAAAUAAUUCAUUCCACCUCAUACGAAAAUAUUAAAGACCUAAUAUCGGAUGAGGGUAGACUGUCAAUGGCUUGGGGAAUCAAUUCACCUCAUCGAACGAACUGUUAGACCCUGGAGAUAACUGAAGAUGAGCUGGUUUGGUAGGAGGUAAGACGAGCUGAAGAAGAAAACUAGCAUAGACUGCAAAAUCCAUCAGCGUCGAAAGUGCAAACGGAAAGGCUGAAAAAAUAAAAUAAAAAAACCAACGGACCAAAGAAAUAAAAUAAAAGACUAAAACGAACGAAAAAAAAAGAAAAAAAAUUAAAUAAAAAAAACAUUACAAGGAAAUAAUACAAGUAAGCUACACACAAAAAGAUAAAGAAAAUAAAUAAAAAUGUCUAAUUGAAAAUAAUGGUGGAUUAAAGAACAAAAGAAAAAAAUAAAAAAAACAAAAAAACAAUGUUACAAAUUGAAAUGCCACAUUGUCAUUAACAAGUAAAUUAAUUUUUUUUUUUCUUUUUAAAUUUAAAUUUGUUUUCAUCAAAUGAAAAACAAUGAGACCAAAUAUAUUAAUAAAAUUGCUAUUGAUAGCAAUGAUAACAACAACAACAUUACCAAAAUCAACAAAUGCAUGUCCAAAAAUAUGUUCAUGUAAAUGGAAAUACGGUAAAGAAUGGGUUGAAUGUGCAAAUCGUAAUUUAACAACUCUACCAAAAGGUUCACGUGAAGAAACACAAGUACUUGAUUUAUCAAAUAAUAAUAUUGAAUUAAUUGAAUCAAAAUCAUUUGAAAAAUUACAUCUUAUUAAUUUACAAAAAUUAUUUAUUGGUAAAUGUAAAAUUUAUGAUAUAUCAGAUGAUGCAUUUGUCGGUUUACGUGGUCUUGUUGAGCUUGAUUUAAACACAAAUAAAAUACAUGAUGUUCCAUCAAUGGCACUAUCAUCAUGUCCAGAUUUAAUGAAGCUAAUAUUAAAUUCAAAUGACAUACGAGUCAUCAAAACAAAUUCAUUUAAUCGUCUUCUACAAUUAUCAACAUUAGAAUUGAGUGAUUGCAACAUUGAAAUAAUUGAAAAAGGUGCAUUUAAUGGUUUAAAAAAACUUGAAAAAUUACGUCUAAAUGGUAAUCAAAUAAAAUACAUACCAGAACAAACAUUACCAUUUACUUCGGAUUUACGUGAUUUAUCAUUAUACAAUAAUCCAUGGAAUUGUGAUUGUCAUUUACGUUCAAUGCAAUCGGAAAUUAAAUUAUCAAAUAUACCGACAAAUGUUUUUCAAGAUAAUUUACCAAUAUGUAAAACACCACAAAAACAUUAUGGUAAAUCAAUCAAAGAUAUUAAACAUGAUGAUCUUGCUUGUAUACCUAAAAUUAUUAUUGAUGAUAUUAUUGAAGUUGAUGAAGGUGAUAAUGUUACACUACAAUGUCAUGUUUAUGCUGAACCAAUUGCCAUUGUUUUUUGGCAAUUUAAUAAUGAUGAUAAAUGUGAAACACAAAGUGAAAAUGAUUCAUCACUUGUUAUGUCAACCAGAUAUUCAUGUAAACAACGUGGACAAAUUAACAUGACAAAUAUACUUAGUAUAAAUGGAGUUGAUAAAAAUGAUGAAGGUACAUUUACAUGUGUUGCUAAAAAUACAGCUGGUAUUAUUGAUAAAAAUAUAUCAUUAAAAAUUCGUAUUAUUGAAAAAAAUACAAUUGAACCAAUAAAUGAUAAAAAAAAUAAUGGUUAUUUAACAGUUAUGAUUGCUGGUUCAUUAGUUGGUAUACUACUUGUUAUUGGUUUAAUAAUAUGUUGUUUAAUAUAUUGUACAAAAAAAAGACGUGAUAAUAAACGUAAUGCAAAACAAUUAUCAUUACAAAAUAAAAUAGUAACACCAUUAACAAAUAAUAAAGAAUGUGAAACAGUUACUGGUAAAACAUCAACGUCAAAUAUUAAUUAUGAUAAUCAACAACAAGUUAUGUAUACUGAACGUGAAUUAUUAUCACGUACAUCAUCAAUUGAUCGUCGUAAUAAUACAAAUGAUAUAUUUAGAAAUUCAGUUAGUAAAUAUUUAACUGAACCUGAUUUAAUUAAUGAAGUAUAUCCAGCAACAACAAAUCCAUCUGAUACAACAGAUAAUUAUGCUGUCUAUCAACAGCAACAGCAACAACAGCAGCAACAACAACAGCAACAACAACAGCAUCAACAACAACAGCAACAACAGCAUCAACAACAACAGCAACAACAGCAACAACAACAACAAUUACAAUUGCAUUUACAUCAUCAACAUUUACAUCAACAUUUAAUUCAACCUCGUCACAUGAUGGAAUAUAAUCCUGAAACAAGAUACUCACUUCAACCAACGACAAUUGAUUCACGACCAAGUUUAUCACAUUUAAGUUAUCUUGAUCAAGAUGGUUAUCCAUUAAAUUUUGGUUUACCAAAAAUAUCAAUAAAUUCAACAAGUUGUACACUACCAAGAUUACGACAUCGUAUGCAAGAAGGUACAGCAGCAGCACCAACAGCACGUUUUGCACGUGAAGCUGAAUUUUUAGCACGUUCAACACCACAUGAUACAACAGCAUCAACGCCAGCAACAACAACAACAUCAUCAUCAUCAUCGUCAACAACAGUACCAAGAACAGAUGCAAGAUAUACUGCUGAUGGUUAUCCAUAUCCAAUUGUUUAUAAACAAUUAACAUCACCAAUACAACAACCAUUACAAAUACCACCAUAUGUAUCAUUAUCACCAGAAAUAAUAUUACCAUCACCAUCAGAUAUACAAGAUGUACCAUUUAUACCAUCACCACCAGCUGCCUAUAAAGGUGAACCAACACCAUUAUCACCACGUUCAUUAUUAAGUAAAACAGCUAGAGAAGCUGCUGCUGCUGUUGCUGCACGUGCUGAUGGUGCUAGACCACCAGAUCAUCCAGAAUCACCAGAUGAAGGAUAUGUUGGUGAUGCUAUGGAUGUCUGAGGGAUAGCCAGACUCGAACGUCAUACUAAUAAUAAUAAUAAUUAAUCAAAAUCAAAUGACGUUUGAGAAUAUUUAUAUUAUUUUGAUUUUUUAAUUAUUUAUUUAUUUAUUUAAACAAUUCAAGUCAUCCAUGUGUUGAUGAUUGAUAUGCUAAAAGCAAACUUGAUAGUUGUUGUAAAAUUUAAUUAUUAUUAUUGGAAAGUGACACUGGACACAUGCCCACUGCAUCAUCUUUAUCAUCACAAGUUAAUUUGGCACUAUCAUUGAUUUUAUUUUGAUCAACACAAUUUGUGAUGUCAUUCAGCACGUGACAAACAUACAGGUCAUCAUUUUCUCUAUUUUGAACCUUUCCUUUUUUCAUCUAUUUAUUUUUAUUUUUUUUUAUUUUCGUUUAUUUGUAUUGGAAAAAGUAGAAAAAUAAAAUAAAUAUAUAUAGUGCAAAGUCCUUUAGUUCCUCUUCAAGAUUCCUCAACUGCUUCAACUCUUAUCUGACCUCGAUACUUGAUUGGAUUCCCUGAGAAUGACGAUAACACUGCUCAAUAAAAAAAAAGAAAAAUAAAUAAUAGUGAUUUAUCGUGUGAGUAUUAUGUACGUGCAAUUGCAGCUAAAUGCACAUUUGAAAAAAUAAAUAAAUUGAUAAACAAUUAAUAGAUAAUUUGGAAUAAAUGUGAGUGUAAAAAAAAAAAAAAAGAAUAAUUAAUAAAAAUGUGCUCAAUAUAUUAUACACACCAAAAACUAGAAUUGAGAAAAAUGAAAAAAAUAAAACAUCAUCUUUUAAAAUCAACAUGAUUUUAUAAAUAAAAUAAUUUAAAAUUUCUGUAUAAAUUACUUGAGUAUUUGAAAAAAAUUGUGAAAUUUAAAGAAUGAAAUCUUUUGGAUUUUUUUUCUUUUUUUUUUAAACGUUCGAUAUUGAUUCUCGUGUCAUCCUCAAAAUGCAGGAAUGUCAUUGGGAUAUCCGGGUGUGACGUGCGCAGUGAAAUAACAAAUAAUUCAUUUUAAAAAUUUAAUUUUUAUUUUUUUAGCUGUGUGAAUGCAGAUGAAGCUUUUAUUUCCUGCUGGCAAUUAUUCAGCAGGUAAAAAAAAAAAUAGUAUAGAAUGAGAAGAUUGAUUUAGUUUGCAUAUAAUCCGUAGAGAAAUGGAUAAAUAGUGUAAAAAUAAAAUUAUAAAAACCAAAAACAAAAAAAAAAA
Molecule: messenger RNA, 4770 nt
Organism: Aphidius gifuensis
Lineage: Eukaryota; Metazoa; Arthropoda; Insecta; Hymenoptera; Braconidae
Product: amphoterin-induced protein 1-like
Exons: 4
Coding region: 1186-3582 (798 amino acids)
Molecular function (GO): protein binding
Source: RefSeq, a predicted model, not a curated record